GCCGCCGCCGCGGCCGUAAGGCCGAGCCGCGGGCGGCUCCGCCGCAGCCCUCCCGCUCCCGGCCCGCCUGUCCCGCCGGCUCUCCCUGGAGCGGGGGCCCCACGGCCGGGCCUGCCCGCCUGAGCCGCUGCCUCUAGAGCCGUUUCGUCUCUAGCUUCUCCGGAGAAGAAGCUAGCGGCGUCUCUGAACUGGUGCCAUUCCCCCCGGUGGAGAGAGGGCUGGUGUGUGCACUCACCAAAGGUUAUGCAGAAAGCCUGAACGUUGUUCCUGUUACAAUUAUGGUGCUCGUUCGAGCUGAAGAUGCCUGACGGUUGGGAGUCACAGACCCACGGGGGCGAUGCGUGAUCAAAUACAGCGUGACACGGGGAAAAAGCUAAGGACCCAUCAAGUGAGGACGAUGUUGAUGCCUGUCUGACGGUCAGCAGUGUGUGCUUAGUGCUGCUGUUCAGGAUGAAUAGGAAGAAAGGCGACAAAGGAUUUGAGAGCCCAAGACCAUAUAAAUUGACUCACCAGGUAGUUUGUAUCAACAACAUAAAUUUUCAGAGAAAGUCUGUUGUAGGUUAUGUGGAAUUGACAAUAUUUCCCACAGUUGCAAACCUGAAUAGAAUCAAAUUGAACAGUAAACAGUGCCGGAUUUACAGAGUAAGAGUCAACGAUUUGGAAGCAGCUUUCAUCUAUAAUGAUCCAACAUUGGAGGUUUGUCACCAUGAGUCAAAGCAGAGGAAUCUCAACUAUUUUUCCAAUGCCUAUGCUGCUGCAGUCAGUGCUGUGGACCCAGAUGCUGGAAAUGGAGAGCUCUGCAUUAAGGUUCCCUCGGAGUUGUGGAAACAUGUUGAUGAGUUAAAAGUCCUUAAGGUGCAUAUAAAUUUUUCUCUGGACCAGCCAAAAGGAGGGCUUCAUUUUGUGGUACCCUGUAUGGAGGGCAGCAUGGCAGAAAGAGGGGCUCAUGUCUUUUCGUGUGGUUAUCAGAAUUCUACACGAUUUUGGUUUCCUUGUGUUGAUUCAUAUUCUGAGUUGUGUACCUGGAAACUUGAGUAUACUGUAGAUGCUGCGAUGGUGGCCGUUUCAAAUGGAGAUUUGGUGGAAACUGUAUAUACCCACGAUAUGAGAAAGAAGACUUUUCAUUACAUGCUGACUAUUCCAACUGCAGCUUCUAAUAUCUCCCUAGCCAUAGGACCUUUUGAAAUCCUUGUUGAUCCAUAUAUGCAUGAGGUGACUCACUUUUGCUUACCCCAACUUCUCCCAUUGCUCAAACAUACUACGUCAUACCUUCAUGAGGUAUUUGAAUUUUAUGAAGAGAUUCUUACCUGUCGCUAUCCGUACUCCUGUUUCAAGACUGUUUUCAUAGAUGAAGCAUAUGUUGAAGUAGCUGCUUAUGCAUCCAUGAGUAUUUUUAGCACAAAUCUCUUACACAGCGCGAUGAUUAUAGAUGAAACUCCACUGACAAGGAGGUGUUUAGCACAGGCGCUGGCCCAACAGUUUUUUGGAUGUUUUAUAUCAAGAAUGUCUUGGUCAGAUGAAUGGGUGCUAAAGGGAAUCUCUGGUUAUAUUUAUGGCCUUUGGAUGAAGAAAACCUUUGGUGUUAAUGAGUAUCGCCACUGGAUUAAACAGGAGUUAGAUCAAAUAGUGGCAUAUGAACUGAAGACUGGUGGAGUUUUACUGCAUCCAAUAUUCGGAGGAGGAAAAGAGAAAGACAACCCUGCAUCGCAUUUACAUUUUUCUAUCAAACACCCCCAUACACUGUCAUGGGAAUAUUACACUAUGUUCCAGUGUAAAGCACAUCUUGUUAUGAGACUGAUUGAGAACAGGAUCAGCAUGGAGUUCAUGUUACAGGUUUUCAACAAGUUGUUGAGUCUGGCCAGCACUGCUUCGUCUCAGAAGUUCCAGUCGCACAUGUGGAGUCAGAUGUUGGUUUCCACAUCUGGGUUUUUGAAAUCUAUCUCAAAUGUCUCUGGCAAAGACAUCCAACCUUUAAUAAAGCAGUGGGUGGAUCAGAGUGGAGUGGUAAAAUUUUAUGGUAGCUUUGCAUUUAAUAGAAAACGGAACGUAUUGGAAUUGGAAAUAAAGCAAGAUUACACAUCUCCUGGAACUCAGAAAUAUGUGGGUCCUCUUAAAGUGACAGUGCAAGAACUUGAUGGAUCAUUCAACCAUACAUUGCAGAUUGAAGAAAAUAGUCUUAAACAUGAUAUACCUUGCCAUUCUAAAAGUAGAAGAAAUAAGAAGAAAAAGAUUCCAUUGAUGAAUGGAGAAGAGGUGGACAUGGAUCUUUCUGCCAUGGAUGCUGAUUCCCCUUUGCUCUGGAUAAGAAUAGAUCCUGAUAUGUCAGUACUGAGGAAGGUUGAAUUUGAGCAGUCUGAUUUCAUGUGGCAGUAUCAGCUUCGAUAUGAGAGAGAUGUGGUGGCACAGGAAGAAGCCAUUCUGGCACUGGAAAAGUUCCCGACUCCAGCAUCACGGCUUGCACUAACCGAUAUACUAGAACAAGAGCAGUGUUUCUACCGAGUGAGAAUGCUGGCCUGCUUCUGCCUUGCAAAGAUUGCAAAUUCCAUGGUAAGUACAUGGACAGGACCACCAGCCAUGAAGUCACUCUUUACCCGAAUGUUUUGUUGUAAGAGUUGUCCAAACAUUGUGAAGACCAACAACUUUAUGAACUUUCAAAGCUAUUUUCUGCAAAAGACUAUGCCUGUUGCCAUGGCUCUUCUGAGAGAUGUUCACAACCUCUGUCCUAAGGAGGUUUUAAUGUUUAUUUUGGAUUUGAUCAAGUAUAAUGAUAACAGGAAGAAUAAGUUUUCAGACAACUACUAUCGUGCUGAACUGAUUGAUGCCCUAGCCAACUCUGUAACUCCGGCAGUUAGUGUGAACAAUGAAGUUCGAACGUUGGAUAACUUAAAUCCUGAUGUUCGACUUAUUCUUGAGGAAAUUACCCGGUUCCUAAAUAUGGAGAAGCUUCUUCCUAGCUACAGGCAUACCAUUACAGUCAGCUGUUUAAAGGCUAUUCGAGUGCUUCAGAAGAAUGGCCAUGUCCCAAGUGAUCCUGCUCUCUUUAAGUCAUAUGCAGAAUAUGGGCAUUUUGUAGAUGUCCGAAUAGCAGCGUUGGAGGCUGUUGUUGAUUAUACCAAAGUUGAUAGGAGCUACGAAGAACUGCAGUGGCUGCUCACUAUGGUUCAGAAUGAUCCUGUACCCUACAUAAGGCAUAAGAUUCUGGAUAUGCUGACUAAGAAUCCACCUUUUACAAAGAACAUGGAGUCCCCUUUAUGUAAUGAAGCUUUGGUAGAUCAACUUUGGAAACUGAUGAAUUCAGGAACUUCUCAUGAUUGGAGAUUACGAUGUGGUGCUGUGGACUUGUAUUUUACACUUUUUGGCCUCAGCAGACCUUCGUGUUUACCAUUACCAGAGCUUGGACUUGUUCUUAAUCUAAAAGAAAAGAAAGCUGUACUUAAUCCAACAAUUAUUCCUGAAUCAGUGGCAAAUGCUCAGGAACCUGUGAAUAGUACUAACAAUCAUGGACAGUCAGUAGGAUUUCAGAACACCGAGGAUGAUCAUCUUGUUAAGGAAACAGCAUCCAGCAUUUCUGGUCAUCAGCAGGGGGUGAAGAGGAAGGCUGAUAUGCCACUCGGGUCUCCAUUGGAGCCAGGGCAAAUACUAGAGAAGAAUGAAGACAGUAAAGUCAAACUCAAAAUCAGAUUCUCAAACUCUCAAGAAGAGGAGGAAAUUGAUAUGGACACAGUUCAUGACAGUCAAGCCUUUAUUUAUCAUCAUUUGAAUAUGUUGGAGAGACCGUCAACACCAGGUAAAGAACAAUCUUCAGGAGAGAUAAACAUGCACCCUGUCUCGGCAGCUCCACUCUCUGUGUUUAGUAAAGAAUCUAACUCCUCAAAACAUAGUGAUCACCACCACCACCACCACCACGAGCACAAGAAAAAGAAGAAGAAACACAAGCAUAAGCAUAAGCAUAAACAUAAACAUGAUAGUAAAGAAAAGGAAAAGGAUCCCUUUGCUUUCUCUAACAGCCCAGCCAGUGCACGAUCAAUCCGUUCUCCAUCACUUUCAGACUGAUAGCAGUGGCUCUAGAAUUCGACUUGCAAUAUUCUCUGAAUACUUAGAAGGAUGUAUAUAACUAUAGCUUCUAUCUUUUUUUAUGGAAAUAGGAAUAUGUGAAUUGCCUUAGCAAUUCAGCAGCUCUGCCACAGCCCUAAUUUGAAGUCUUCUGUUUGCGUAUGCAGUUGUUGAAAUAAUCUAAUUCAAAACAUGUUUUCUGAUUCUCAGUCAUUUUGUAUUUCACUGUUCUCUACACCUCACGCAGCCAUCUUUUUUUUCAUCAUCUUCAUUUUAAAGAAAGAAAACAGCCCUGUAUGUAAGGGCCGCAUGUCUACUGGCACGGGGCAUGGCCCCCUGCACAUCAUGCUGACCAUGUGUACUGCCAGAAUCAAUUAUGUUUUAAUCCUUUGAAGAAUGUUAUGAGGCAGAGUAUGUUUUAAAGAGAAGCCAACUGCCAGACCUUUGGUGAAGUGCUGUUUCCAAGGUAGUACUGUAUACCGAAGCGUAGACCUCCUGAGAAGACGAAGAUUUUCUGUAGUCUUCAAUUGAGCUGUUUCUUGCUUUAACCAUUGCAGUGUAAUGUCAGAAUUUUAAGAACAGUAUAUAGAACAUUUGCCUUUUUCAGAUACUAAAACUCUUAAAAAUUCCAAGCUGCUUUUAAGCUGCAGGUAUUUAUUACGGACAUGACCCUUUGAAUAUAUUGACACUCUGCAAUUAUGUUUUUGGAAUUUUAGCAAAAUGCUUAAUGCAUGUUUUGUCCUGUAAUCAGGCUUUUAAAAAUCCAAUAAAGUUUGCAAAUUAUUUUGACAAAAGCCGAAUUUUUUCUUUAAGCUUGACAUUGGAAUAUGCUUUUGAAGAAUGGCUUUGAUAGAAUUGAAAAGUAUUUUUGAAAAGCUACAUAUAGAUUUAAAAAUAUAUAUUUCCUCCUGCUGAAAGGUGCUUUCUUGGAAGCAUUCUAUUCUAUCAGUUCAUGAAUCCACAGGAAAAAUACAUUAUUAGAGUAAUCUAGGUCUGGGACUCUAAGUGAUGAAUACAGUGAGAUUUCUUUUGCUGUGUUUUAUGCAGUGUAAUAUUUACACCCAGCAAAUGUUUUAUUUAAAAACUUAAGUUUUUAAAAGUUCUGAUAAUAGAGGUACAGUCGUCUCUGCCACUUUUUAUAUGUUUUCUUUAUUUGUACGUAGAGGCAGAGGUUUUAUUUCCUCGUGCUGGUUGACUUCUGUUGCCCAGAGUUCAUAUUUCAUUCGGCUUUCUGUAAGAUGGUUGUAUUUGGGUUAAACAUUUUAUUUAAAAUUUUUCAUGAACUCCUGUGAGAGGGACUGAUUCUACUUCUAGGGCAAAGAAAGAGUUCAACAGGGGACCCAGGAAGGUUUUUUAAAGCCAUAUUCUGUUUCAUAAACGUUAAUAAAUGCUUUUAUAUUGUA
Rhea pennata is the source of this 5456-nucleotide messenger RNA. It is a transcript of the gene TAF2, whose product is annotated as TATA-box binding protein associated factor 2. Gene Ontology annotation, biological process: transcription initiation at RNA polymerase II promoter. The transcript is spliced from 26 exons. The coding region runs from base 451 to 4053 and encodes 1200 amino acids. Gene Ontology annotation, molecular function: transcription cis-regulatory region binding; RNA polymerase II general transcription initiation factor activity; chromatin binding. The record is from RefSeq and is a predicted model, not a curated record. Gene Ontology annotation, cellular component: transcription factor TFIID complex. Lineage: Eukaryota; Metazoa; Chordata; Aves; Rheiformes; Rheidae.